Manihot esculenta (cassava) is the source of this 1615-nucleotide messenger RNA. RefSeq names its product DDB1- and CUL4-associated factor 8. Gene Ontology annotation, molecular function: protein binding. Bases 101 to 1510 code for a protein of 469 amino acids. The transcript has 5 exons. The record is from RefSeq and is a predicted model, not a curated record. NCBI's taxonomy places the organism in Eukaryota, Viridiplantae, Streptophyta, Magnoliopsida, Malpighiales, Euphorbiaceae. Gene Ontology annotation, cellular component: Cul4-RING E3 ubiquitin ligase complex; cytoplasm.
CGUGUUAAUCCAAUUCCUCUGUUUCCCUCUUUUUCUGAAGGCCACAAUUUUCUUCUCUCUCCUUCAAAAGAAGAAGAAGAAGAAAAAAAGACUCUGCUUGAUGGAAGUUCCCAAGAGAACUAGAUAUGGCUUCUCAGAGAUUUGUAAGAGAGAACUGGGAUUUUCUCCGACCUUCACUCGUCGAUUCUCUGCUUCUGAGGUAGUUGUGAAGCAAAUCGACCUUUACGGGAAGCUAAUUGGUCAUGUGGGUUGUGUAAAUUCAGUAGAAUUUAACUCUACCGGCGAUCUUCUUGUGUCAGGUUCCGAUGACACACAUGUUAUGUUUUGGGAUUGGGCAACUAAAAGUAGAAGGCUUUCAUUUCCUUCUGGCCACUCUGAUAACAUUUUUCAGACUCGAAUCAUGCCAUUCACUGAUGAUCGGAGAAUAGUUACUUCUUCAGCUGAUGGCCAGGUCAGGCUCGCCCAGGUCUUGGAGAACGGCCAAGUUGAUACAACGGGGUUGGGGAGGCACCAAGGGCGUGUUUACAAGCUUGCUGUGGAGCCAGGAAGUCCCCAUAUACUUUAUAGCUGUGGUGAAGAUGGUUUUGUGCAACAUUUUGAUCUGCGCAGCAGGUCUGCCACAAAGCUUUUCUUUUGCUCCUCAUUCUCAGAAAAUAGCAAACGGCCUUCUAACAGUAUAAGAUUGAAUGCCAUUGUAAUUGACCCAAGAAACCCCAAUUACUUUGCUCUAGGAGGUUCCGAUGAAUUUGCACGUGUCUAUGAUAUAAGAAAAUGCAGAUUAGAUGCAAAAAUGAAUUCUGAUACACCUGUGAACACAUUCUGCCCCCAUCACCUGAUAGAGUCUAAAAAUGUGCAUAUCACAGGGUUGGCUUACUCUACCACAAGUGAAUUGCUUGUCUCUUACAAUGAUGAACUAAUUUAUCUGUUUCAGAAGAACAUGGGAAUGGGACCUCACCCAUUGUGCAUAAGCCCUGAAUAUUUGAAGAAACUUGAGGAGCCUCAAGUUUACUUAGGUCACAGAAAUUCACAGACUGUUAAGGGAGUGAACUUCUUUGGCCCUAAUGAUGAGUAUAUAUUGAGUGGGUCUGAUUGUGGCCAUAUAUUUAUCUGGAGGAAAAAAGGUGGUAAGCUUGUGCGCUUAAUGUCUGGUGAUCGACAUAUAGUAAAUCAACUUGAGCCCCAUCCACAUAUUUCCAUGUUUGCUACUUGUGGAAUAGAAAAGAGUGUGAAGCUUUGGGUUCCCAUGGCGAGUGAAACUCCUCCACUUCCUGAAAAUGUAGAAAAGAUUAUGGAAUCAAAUAAGCAGGGCAGAGAACACCAUUCACGGGUAACUCUUACCCCAGAUGUUAUCAUGCAUGUUCUGCGCCUGCAAAGGCGGCAAACAUUGGCGUAUAUAGAAAGGAGAUACAGUAGAGCUGAUAUCGAGAGUGACGAAGAUGAGGGAGAGGCGUUUGUUUUGGGGCUUUCAGAUGCUGAGCCUUCUUCUGAAGAGGGUUGCAAUAUUAGCUAGAGUUUGCAAGUUAUAUUAAGCAAAUUUUGGUUCUAUGCAGUAUAUAUUUUUGAAAUUUUCAGUGCUUUACUAAGUUACUGUUAUGAGCUAAAAGAAUUUCUACAA